AUGUCAGUUUCAGCCAUAUUCGGCUCAAGGCUGGUGGUUCCGCCUCCCUCCUCCGCCGCACCACCGAGACUAGCGCUUGGCGGCGGGCUGCUGAUAGAGUGCUCUUCCAGACCACAGAAGAAGGCAACCAAGCAUCACAUGAAGACCCGCCCUCGCAAGAGUCGGCCUUCUGACAUCCGCCAUGGCCCUGCCGUGUACCCUCCGCUCCCCCCUCUUCCCCCCGAAUGGUCUCUUGUCUCCGACGCCGCCGCUGUGCCGACGCCGCUGCCAGCUGUCCAGUCCGAGUGA
Molecule: messenger RNA, 288 nt
Organism: Salvia miltiorrhiza (redroot sage)
Lineage: Eukaryota; Viridiplantae; Streptophyta; Magnoliopsida; Lamiales; Lamiaceae
Product: 50S ribosomal protein 6, chloroplastic
Exons: 1
Coding region: 1-288 (95 amino acids)
Biological process (GO): translation
Cellular component (GO): chloroplast; ribosome
Molecular function (GO): structural constituent of ribosome; rRNA binding
Source: RefSeq, a predicted model, not a curated record